Molecule: messenger RNA, 486 nt
Organism: Thamnophis elegans (Western terrestrial garter snake)
Lineage: Eukaryota; Metazoa; Chordata; Lepidosauria; Squamata; Natricidae
Product: cystatin-1-like
Exons: 4
Coding region: 1-486 (161 amino acids)
Molecular function (GO): cysteine-type endopeptidase inhibitor activity
Source: RefSeq, a predicted model, not a curated record
AUGAGCUCCCGGCUGCCUGUCCCGUCCCUCCUCGGCCUCUUCGGCGCCCUCCUGAUCCUCUCCCCGGAGCUGCACGGGUAUCUAGACAAACCUUUCACUGAUAUAAAGGUGCAGAACGCCCUCGAAGUCGCCGUGGAGAAAUACAGCAAGGACAGAAGUGACAGCGCCAACUAUUUCAAGGUCCUUCGCUUUCUGAAGGCGGGGUAUCAGGUGGGUGGUUCGGUGGAAGUCCAUCUUAAGGUGCUCCUGGUGAAAACCGCAUGUGAAAAGAAGGCCGGUUGGCUGAUCUAUAGAAGGUUCCAGGAAUGUGAGGAACUUCCAGGCAAUCAGGAGGUGGACACUAGGGAUGAAUACCAUCUUUCGGUGGACUUGGAGAAAACAACAUGUAAAAAGGACAGUUUGAGUAUCACAUGUAAGAAACAAAACUGCUACUUCAAAGUUCUAUCCGGCCCUCCACAGAAAUUGGAAAUCACUGCCUGUACCUGA